Messenger RNA from Labrus bergylta (ballan wrasse), 1092 nucleotides. RefSeq lists its product as uncharacterized. Gene Ontology annotation, cellular component: plasma membrane. The record is from RefSeq and is a predicted model, not a curated record. Lineage: Eukaryota; Metazoa; Chordata; Actinopteri; Labriformes; Labridae.
AUGAGAGGAUACAGAACCAUCAAGUACACCCUGUUCAUCUUCUGCUACUUCUUCUGGGUGGUGAGCGCCGUCCUCAUCGCGGUGGGGAUCUACGCCAAGAUCGCCAAAGAGAAACAUGUGGUGGACACUCUGACAGCAGAUCCCGCUCUGCUGUUGAUCAUCAUCGGCUCCAUAAUGUUCCUCAUCACGUUCCUCGGAUGUUUCGGGGCGUUGCGUAACGCCACCUGCCUGCUGAAGACGUUUCUGGGGACCCUAACAGCGAUCCUCGUGGUGCAGGUCGCUGCUGGAGCCGUGGGAUAUCGCUUCACUGACAUGGUGAUGGAGAGGACGGAGAGGCUGAUGAUGAAUACCAUCCUCAGUUACAGAGAGGAUCCUGAUCUGGAGAACGCCAUCGACUUCGUCCAGAAGAAGUUUCAGUGCUGUGGGGUGGAGAGUUACAAAGACUGGGGACAUAACAUCUACUUUAACUGUUCGGACACUAACCCCAGUCUGGAGGCUUGCGGCGUUCCUUUCUCCUGCUGCGUCGGACUUCAGAACCAGACGGUGCUGAACACCAUGUGUGGUUACGGCGUGCAGCAGCUGGAUUGGAGCUCGGCGGCUGAGGAGGUUUUCACCGUCGGCUGCCUGGAGAAGAUCGCCUCGUGGACAAAGAACAACCUGCUGCUGGUCGCCGCUCUGACCGGCGGCCUGCUGCUGCUCGAGGUCGGGAUGAUGUGUCUGGCUGCGGCUCAGAUCUCCAGAAUUAAAAAAGUCCAACAACAGAGGAAAGACAACGCGUCCACAAGCAGAUCAGAACGAAAGGACAGCUACUGGUUUCCCGCUUUCGCAGAUUUCGAUGACGAAUGAAAACGAAUCAGUUCCUCCAGCAGGUUUUUACUGGAUGUGGGUCGGAGAAAGAGAAGAGCUGAAACUGUCUCUGUUCACUCUGUAAGUCGAGUGUCGGCUUCAUCAAACUACCUCAUGAAAACCUUUAUGCAUCACAUGAUCAAUCUAUACAUCAUGGUUGCGGGAUGUGGCGAGAGGCGGGGUUACACCCUGGACUGGUCACCAGCCAAUCACAGGGCUGACAUAUAGAGACAGACAACCAGCCAC